AGCAGCAUUUGUCCUUUGACAAAUGGCGCACGGCUGCGACUGGGUCUGGCUCUGGAUCGUCUUCUGGUCCCCAAUUAGAGACUAACGGCAGCAACAAUAUGAUAAUGCGCAGAGCUAGCGCCUGCACGAUGCCCUCGGGGGGAUCGGGAGCAGCGGCCACAUCAUCAUCGACUUCGACAUCACAGCGAGAGGAUAUCACAACGCCUGGCGAAUCGCCUGGUAGUCGUCUCUCACGUUGGUUCUCCAUAAGACGAGGAUCCUCGCAUCAAUACGAUGUGGGCGGUCGUGAUGGCCGGCAAUCGGCAGCUUCUAGUUUUGACAUACCUGAUACAGCGAUGCCCUCUUCAGCAGCAGCAGCAGCAGCAGCAUCAGCUAACGCUGGUCAGUCAGGCACAACUCUUGAUGCCGCCUCGCCUCAGAAAUUGGCCAAUUUGGGUGCCAUGAAAAUGAUGCCAGGAGUGCCAGAGUAUGAAGAUGAUGAGUCCGGAGCUGGAACCGGCGGCAGUACACGCUACAAUCUGGAUCUUAUGAUACCAGCUGGUCAUCAAGCCAACGGAACUCCACGCAGUGCCCACAAUCGUCUCAUAGUGCCAACGUUGCCGCCAGCUCCAGCUGGCCUGUCACAGCAGCAGCUGAAGCGUCGUCACAUUGUGGCCGCCAUUGUGCAUAGCGAGAACUCCUAUGUGGCCACACUCCAGCGUCUAGUCAAUGAUUACAAGAAACCCUUGGAAGAGUGCUGUCCACCUGUAUUGAAUCCUGUGAAAAUUGCCACUUUAUUCCAUUGCCUGCCGGAUAUAUUACACUCACAUAAACUGUUUCGCAUUUCGCUGGCGGAAUGCGUACGCAAUUGGGACCGUGAUGAGAAGAUUGGUGAUUGUUUUGUCAAUGCGUUUGGAAAGCCACAAUUGCUUGAGAUCUAUUCAGGAUUCAUUAAUAACUUCUCAGUGGCCAUGGAAUUGGCCAAAAUGGAGGAGAAACGCAAAUCGGCAUUGGCUGAUUUCUUUAAAGUGAAACAGAUUAGUGCCCACGAUCGAUUAUCGUUUUUUGGAUUGAUGGUUAAGCCAGUUCAACGAUUUCCCCAGUUUAUAUUGUUUCUGCAGGAUCUGUUGAAAUAUACACCGCAAGGACAUCAUGAUCGUAUGUCGUUACAGUUGGCUCUGUCGCAGCUGGAGCUGCUGGCCGAGAUGUUGAACGAGAGCAAACGCGAAGCGGAACAAUAUCAAGCAUUCAAAGAGAUGCUUGGCCACAUUAGUGGCACCUUCAAUACCCGAUCCCUGAGCAGUGUCAGCAUUAGCGAUAAUGGAUCAAAUCGUCCGCGCUAUUUGCUGCGUGAGGAUAAUGUGACCCAUAUGGAAUUCAAUCAGGCUGGUCUAAUAGUCAAAUGGAAACAGAGGCGUCUACUUCUGCUCAAUGACAAGGUGAUCUGUGUCUCGGUGGCUCCCAAGCAAUCACAUGAUUUCGGUGCCACCGAGAAGCUAACAUUUAAAUGGAUGUUCCCAGUCAACGAUGUGGAAAUUGUCGAUAAUAGCACAUCGGCCACAUUAUCUAGACUCUUGACAGCGGGUCUCAAUCGUGGCGGUAGCCUGAAGUCAAAUGGCAGUAGUAGCAAUGCCAAUCAUAAUUCAAACAGUGGCACACUUCCUGGCCAGCCUUAUGAUCCGCAUAGCUCGCCAGCGGCUCAGCUAACAAAUGGAGCCGACAAUCUUUGCAAUGAGAUGAGCACUUUAAUGUACGAUUACGAGGUGAUCUCACGUAUUCAUGAUCUGGUUGGCAGUCUAAAGGGUAGCUACAAGGAACUCAAUGCCAAUACCACACGAAAUGUGUUGAACACCAUUCAAGGAUCCAUACAGCGGAAAGAUGAAGAAAUGGCAUGGGUGGAUUCGUGUUGCCUGCAACUGAUUGGACGCCAUAAGUCUGGCAAAGAGGAGACUUUCACAUUUCAGACCCUAACGCCAAAUGUAAAGAAGGAAUGGAUAACCGAACUGCGUUUGGCCCAACUGGCCUUGGAUCCAAAUAAUUCACCAGCCUGGGAACGUGGCGGUUCACAAGUUGCCCCAUCCGGUGUGGCCAGUGGAAGUGCUGGAGGAGUAUCGGGAGGCGCUGGCGCGGGAGGAGUUAUAACUGGCUCUGGUGGUGGAAUUGGAGGAUCCCAAUCGAUGCCAGGGGCAUGUGGUGGAAUGACAGCAAUAGGAGGACUUAGUCACGAUGAGGCCGUACAGCAGAGGCAAUCACGCAAAAUGCCGCUCUUUGUCAAGGCAAUGCCCGUCUAUAGGUCACAGCAUCAAACGGAGGUGCGCUGUGGUUGUUAUUAUAGCAUUGCCAAUGACACUAAGCAGAGCGGGAAUGCACGACGUCGUCACAAGCAGUUGAACUACUUGUGGAUGUGCAGCAGUGAUGGAACCUCAUCACACAUAACUGUCCUUGCCCAGCAUCCGCAACAGGCGGGCAAUUUACGUGAAGCGGGCGCCUUUGAUUUGUUCGAAACGCAAGUCUCUGCCUUGGAGUUUGUCAAGGGACUGGAUCAAUGCCGCACACGGGAAGAGCAUGGCAGUCUGCUCGGUGAUCUUGUAUGGCUUGGCACGGAUAGUCGCAAGCUUUUGGUCUACUCAGCCCGAAAUCCAGAGCAGGAAGAGCAACUGGGUAGCUAUUCAGUACCAGGAGCUGUUCAACGUAUACUCUAUCAUUUCGAUGCCGUCUAUGUGGCCCUGUCCAAUGCCACAAUACUGAUCUAUCGUCGUGCCCACGAUGGGGUGUGGCAGCUAAGGGAUCCCCAGAUCAUUUCAUUGGGCGAUUCGGGAUUGCCAGUGCCCAGCUUGUUGCCCAUCAAUAUGAAUAUUUAUGCAUCAUGCGCCAAUCGGGUCUAUGUGAUGAACGCCCUCAAUGGCGAGAUUCAGCGCAGUUUUGAGGUCCAGCACGGUGCCAGUCAGCAGGUUAAUCUAAUGGCUCACUCUGGCAUUGGGCUCUGGAUCUCGUUGAAGAACUCGACCAUGUUAUGCCUCUAUCAUACGGAGACCUUUAAGCAUUUGCAGGACAUUAAUAUUGCCUCGAGUGUCCUUCGGCACGAUGGCAAGAAGGAGCAACCGCUAAAUAAUAGUUCCAUCUAUGUUACCGCUCUAAUGGCCUGCAAGGGACUACUCUGGGUGGGCACCAAUGUUGGCAUUGCUGUGACCAUACCACUGCCCCGCCUCGAGGGUGUUCCCAUCAUUAGCGGCGGCAUCAAUAUGUCAUGUCAUGCGCAUUUUGGACCAAUUACCUUCCUUUUGCCCCUCAUACCGAAAGUUUAUCCCACCUAUAAGCCAACGGCUGGUGGAGCCGCUGCAGUCGCUGUGCCUGUGCCCAGCAUGGGUGAGGACUUGCAGUUGCCGGCCAUCGAUGAUACCGAUGCCAAAGGCGAUUUGGAUGACAGUACGGUGAUAUUACGUCGAGAUUUACCGAAACGCGAACAAAACGCUGACCAUCAGACGCCAUCCACCUCAUGCUCGCCGUCACCCAUGGUGGGUGUGCCAACUGUUGCCGUUGGUGUACCCGUUGAGGGGAUACCCGAUUCACCGCGUGGCUCCAAAUUGGAUAAACAGCAUUCGCUGGACCAAAGUUUUACGGCCAAAAUUCGUGCAUCAUUGGCCAAUUCGCCAGCAUUUCAUCGUAAACGUUUUCGUGAUCUAGAUGCACGAAUGUCCAAAACAUUGCCCAGGGGCACAAGUGUCCAUGCUGGUGCUGGUGCUGGUGCUGGAACAGCAUCUGUUGUCGCCGGUGGCACUACGUCGAAUACUAGCACACUAUCCACCCAGCAUAGUGAGCAUGGCUAUUGCGAUGUCUAUGGUCUGUAUGGCAAAUUGAUUUUCGUCAAGGAGGACUACGAUGCUGAGGAGGGGCCACAGAGUAAUCCCAUGGACAUUAUGUACGAGGGUAUGCGUCGCUCCGAUCCCGAAUUGGCUGCGAUACCUGGUAAAGUGUCUACGCUGGAUCGUCGUUUGCAUAUGAAGGCAUCACGACCCCGUUCCUUGGACUUGUCCAAUUGGUCAGUGGACUCGAAAUCAUCGAGCCUCUACACCUCAUCGGGCAGUGAGGAGAGCAUGGGCAUACGUCUCUUUGGUGGACGUAGUGUUUCACGUAAUAGUAGUAGUGCCAGUCACAAAACAUCCGGCACUGGCAGUGAUUUGGGUAAUAUUUCGGAGAAUGGACUAAUGACCACAGCCGAUAUACAUCAUCAUCAGCAACAGCAACAACAACAGCAGCAACAGCUGCAGCAGCAACAGCAACAACAACAACAACCAAAAUCUGAGGAGGCAACACCACCAGCUGCUGCAGUGGCCACUUUAAAACGCAAACAGAAACAAAAUUCCAAGCAGCAACAACAACAAAAUGCCGAUGGACCACGCACAGUCAUCACCCUAAUGGGUGGACGUGGCUAUUGGCGUCAUGUAUGGUAUAAUUCCAGUUCAGCCGGCUCGCCCAGUCAUCACAAUAAGAGUUGCAGCAGCUCCGGUGGUGGCGGUGGAUCCAACUCAUCGGAUAGCAAUUCAUCGCCACUGACGGCCAACUCCAAUGAUGCUCACAUUGUGGUAUGGGAAAAGAAAUUAUAAUCGCAGGAGUUGGUGUGCUGCUGCACAGUCCAACAGCAGCCACAUCAGCAUCAUCCACCCCUAACGGAAAUCUGGCGACGAAUCGAUGACCAGAAACUCCAACAGCAGCAGCGACGUGGACGCGGACGUGUACGUUUUCGUGGCACUUUUAUACAGCGGGAUAAGAGUGCUGGCUCUUGCUCUGGCUCUGGCUCUGGCUCCGGAGCUGAUGGUGGAGGUGGAGCUAGUUUGGGUUCGGGUGGCAUGUUUACAGCCAGUUUGAAGCGUUUAUCCAAGCUGAAACGUGGCGGUAGCUUAAAGGAAUUCUGAAUCUCCUCUCCCCUACCCACCUACCCACCCACCUUUCCCACUUUGUGUAUAGUUUUCAAAUUAGCAUUAAGAUGGCCACCACAUAGUUUACUUUACGUUACUUUAAUCGAUUCAUUAAUUAAUUAUUGUUGGCUCCAGAUUCGAACAAAAGAUUUUUCGGAAAAUUUUUGCUACUUUCUUAUCAUACCGAAAACUCAUUUUCUAGCAUCUUUUUCUUCUUCUCAUCGGCAUAUUUAAUGGUCAUUGAAUCUCAAAAUAUAUACAUAUAUAUCUUAUAUAGCAAAUCUAAGCCUUACAACAAAAAAAAAUUGCUUCAUUAUCCCUUGCAAACUUAAGGAAAUUUUUAUUAUUAU
Messenger RNA from Drosophila willistoni, 5245 nucleotides. RefSeq names its product rho guanine nucleotide exchange factor 10. The record is from RefSeq and is a predicted model, not a curated record. Lineage: Eukaryota; Metazoa; Arthropoda; Insecta; Diptera; Drosophilidae. The transcript has 6 exons. Gene Ontology annotation, biological process: positive regulation of stress fiber assembly; actin cytoskeleton organization. The coding region runs from base 99 to 4583 and encodes 1494 amino acids. Gene Ontology annotation, molecular function: guanyl-nucleotide exchange factor activity.